Messenger RNA from Sorghum bicolor (sorghum), 1793 nucleotides. RefSeq names its product lysM domain-containing GPI-anchored protein 1. The record is from RefSeq and is a predicted model, not a curated record. The coding region runs from base 227 to 1516 and encodes 429 amino acids. The transcript has 5 exons. Lineage: Eukaryota; Viridiplantae; Streptophyta; Magnoliopsida; Poales; Poaceae.
CUGCCAAAAGCAAACAACACCCUCCUCUGAUCCUCUCCCCUCCCGCCAUUACUCACCGGACACCCACGCAUCCUUUCCGACGUCUGGCUGGCGUGAUGGCCCCACGUCUCCUCGCCCCCCACACCAGCUUACAUACGACGCCAUGCCCACAGAGGCGCAGAGUACUCCAGUAGUCACGAGCUCCACAGUCCAAGCUCGCACUCGCGAGUGCUAGCAUCUCUCGGGAAUGGCAGAGCUGCGUGGCUUCGUGAUGGCUUCGGCGGCGGCGGCUGUGAUGGUGGUGGUGGCCGUGGUGUCAGUGGCGCCACGCGGCGCGGAGGCGAAGACGACGAUCGAGCCGUGCUCCGGGUCCGACUCCUGCACGGCGCUGCUGGGCUACACGCUCUACGCCGACAUGAAGGUGUCCGAGGUGGCCGCGCUCUUCGCCGCCGACCCGGCGGCGCUGCUGGCCGCCAACGCGCUCGACUUCGGGGCCCCCAGUGCGGCGCACCGCAUCCUGCCCAUGGGCCUCUUCGUGCGUGUGCCCACCCGCUGCUCCUGCACCGACGGCGUCCGCAAGUCCGUCUCCGUCCGCUACGCCGCGCGCCCCGCCGACACGCUCGCCACCGUCGCCGACGUCGUCUUCGCGGGGCUCGCCUCCUCCGACCAGAUCCGCAACGAGAACGGCCUCACCUCCACCGACCCCGACGCGCCGCUCGACGCCGGCCAGAAGCUCGUCGUCCCGCUGCCCUGCGUCUGUUUCAACUCAUCGGACUAUAACCUGCCCGCCGUGUACCUCUCCUACGUCGUGCAGGUCGGGGACACCGUGCCCGCCAUCGCCGCAAGCUACGAGACCACCGUCACGGAUGUCAUGAAUGUGAAUGCCAUGGGGAGUCCCGUCGCCGCGCCAGGCGACAUUCUCGCCAUCCCAUUGCCAGCAUGUGCAUCUACAUUUCCAAAAUCUGCAUCGGACCAUGGACUCAUUGUAGCAAAUGGGACUUAUGCGCUUACUGCUAGCAACUGUGUGCAGUGUAGCUGUGGACCAGGCAGUCUCAAUUUAUAUUGCACACCAACUUCAUUAUCGGGAUCCUGUCCAAGUAUGCAAUGUCCUAACAGCAAUGUGAUGCUUGGCAAUGUGAGCACCCAUCCAACUAGUGCAGGAUGCAAUGUCUCAACUUGCAGCUACGGAGGUUUUGUUAAUGGAACUAUAACUGCUUCGCUAAACGCAGGUCUCCAACCCAAAUGCCCAGCACCACAUCAGUUCCCUGCACUGACGGAACCACCUACAACAGUGAGCCAUGACUCAACUUAUCUUCCUCCGCUAUCAGCGCCAGGACCAGCAGAAGCUGGUGGAGUCAUGCCUGAACCAGGUUCGCCAGGCCCAGGCUCGUCGGCGCAAGCAGGGUCCUUCACGCUCCCGAAAGUCUCUACGGCCAACGGCCCUGCUGGAAUCGUUUCAGCAGCUUCGUUGAUGGAUAAACCACUUCAAAUCCUACCCGUCCUGGUCUCUUGCCUAGCUUUCUACUUGCAGCUGUGAGUGAAUCACAUCGUGAUGAAAUUCUUUAGUCGUGUCUUCUGUAGCAUAGUAGUAAACUGGAAGGCAGGCGAUUAGUGAGUGAGUGGUAUCAUGACGGCGAUGCUUUUGAAGCACCAACCAAGGGACAUCAUUGAUCAUUCCCUCUGAGUUCUGACUUUAUUUCGCAAAAAUUCCCGGCAAUUGUUCCCUAAACAGCAUGAUGUGUUCGCUGCUUUUGUACAAAGAGACAUGGCCCUAUUGUGAUGUGUAAAGUGGUAACUAUUGUUCUUCUCCGCAA